AUGGCGUUCAAACUUACACAAUGCGGACGAGUUGCGUAUCGACGCUUCAACAGUCGCGUGCUUUAUGCACCAAACUCCGGACUGCGUCCUGAUACCAUCGCCAGUUCGUACGCAGUGAAGCCCAAUAUCGAAGCUCUCUUCCGGUCGUUAUCCCUGAGCAACUCAUAUGCUACCGCUGCCACGCCAAAAACUAAGACCAAGAAGGAAACCUCUAAGAAACCUACUCCACCGCCCAAACGUGGCCGUCCACCAAAGAGUGAAAAGGAGAAGAAGGCUGAAAAGAAGGCAAAGGAGGCAAAGAUUCAGGCAAAGGAAGACUUGAAGAGCCUCAAGCAAGCUGCCCUAACGCCUCCCAAACCCCUACCAACAACAAAAUUUGCCAUCUUUUCUACUGGAAAGGGGCCUCUUUUGGAGUCGUUGAAGGAGUAUAAAAACAUAUCCGGGUUCCAGGUUGAGGAGCUCGAGCAAACUGCUGAAAAGAAUGCUUCGACCAACCGCCAUAACCUCGAACAAUGGAUUGAAUCUUACUCCCCUCUCGAGAUCAAGAAUGCCAAUCAGGCCCGUCGCAAGCUUCGACGCAUCUUACCAACCAAAGCUAGAUCCUAUAGCGCAAUUCAAGAUGAGCGACAGGUCAAAGGACCCCGCAGUGCGUACCUACUCUACUCCAUGGAUAAACAGCAGAGCACAGAGUUCAGCCACUUGCCUACUAAGGAACGUAUGGCGGAAAUUGCUCGUAGCUGGAAGAAUGCAAGCCAGAGCGAGAAGGAGAAAUACAAGACAUUCCAGGCGGAAGAUCGAACGAGGUAUAUCAACGAGUAUAAGUCGACGUACGGAGAAGAACCGAAGAUAUCUGAAUCAAGUGAAGCUGAAGACCAUUAA
This is a messenger RNA of Microsporum canis CBS 113480, 879 nucleotides long. Its product is annotated as HMG box protein. The record is from RefSeq and is a predicted model, not a curated record. The transcript is spliced from 3 exons. NCBI's taxonomy places the organism in Eukaryota, Fungi, Ascomycota, Eurotiomycetes, Onygenales, Arthrodermataceae. Bases 1 to 879 code for a protein of 292 amino acids.